This is a messenger RNA of Rhinopithecus roxellana (golden snub-nosed monkey), 2012 nucleotides long. It is a transcript of the gene SERINC2, whose product is annotated as serine incorporator 2. The record is from RefSeq and is a predicted model, not a curated record. The transcript has 10 exons. Gene Ontology annotation, cellular component: membrane. NCBI's taxonomy places the organism in Eukaryota, Metazoa, Chordata, Mammalia, Primates, Cercopithecidae. The coding region runs from base 157 to 1527 and encodes 456 amino acids.
CGAGCGCCGCCGGAAAGCGUCGAGCGGCUUCGGUAGCUGGGGCGGGGCCGGGGCGGGGCCGGGACCGGGGAGGGGCCUGGCCCGGCACCCGGAUCCCGAAGUCCGCGCCCCGCGCCCAGCGCCGGGCGCCCGGAGCCCGGAGCCGCCGCCGCCGCCAUGGGGGCCUGCCUGGGAGCCUGCUCCCUGCUCAGCUGCGCGUCCUGCCUCUGCGGUUCUGCCCCCUGCAUCCUGUGCAGCUGCUGCCCUGCCAGUCGCAACUCCACCGUGAGCCGCCUCAUCUUCACGUUCUUCCUCUUCCUGGGGGUGCUGGUGUCCAUCAUUAUGCUAAGCCCAGGCGUGGAGAGUCAGCUCUACAAGCUGCCCUGGGUGUGUGAGGAGGGGGCUGGGAUCCCCACCGUCCUACAGGGCCACAUCGACUGUGGCUCCCUGCUUGGCUACCGCGCUGUCUACCGCAUGUGCUUCGCCACAGCGGCCUUCUUCUUCUUUUUCACCCUGCUCAUGCUCUGCGUGAGCAGCAGCCGGGACCCCCGGGCUGCCAUCCAGAAUGGGUUUUGGUUCUUUAAGUUCCUGAUCCUGGUGGGCCUCACCGUGGGUGCCUUCUACAUCCCUGAUGGUUCCUUCUCCAACAUCUGGUUCUACUUUGGCGUCGUGGGCUCCUUCCUCUUCAUCCUCAUCCAGCUGGUGCUGCUCAUCGACUUUGCACACUCCUGGAACCAGCGGUGGCUGGGCAAGGCCGAGGAGUGCGACUCCCGCGCCUGGUACGCAGGCCUCCUCUUCUUCACUCUCCUCUUCUACUUGCUGUCGAUCGCGGCCGUGGCGCUGAUGUUCAUCUACUACACUGAGCCCAGCGGCUGCCACGAGGGCAAGGUCUUCAUCAGUCUCAACCUCACCUUCUGUGUCUGUGUGUCCAUUGCUGCUGUCCUGCCCAAGGUCCAGGAUGCCCAGCCCAACUCGGGUCUGCUGCAGGCCUCAGUCAUCACCCUCUAUACCAUGUUUGUCACCUGGUCAGCCCUAUCCAGUGUCCCUGAACAGAAAUGCAACCCCCACUUGCCAACCCAGCUGGGCAAUGAGACGGUCAUGGCAGGCCCCGAGGGCUAUGAGACCCAGUGGUGGGAUGCCCCGAGCAUUGUGGGCCUCAUCAUCUUCCUCCUGUGCACCCUCUUCAUCAGUCUGCGCUCCUCAGACCACCGGCAGGUGAACAGCCUGAUGCAGACCGAGGAGGGCCCACCUAUGCUAGAGGCCACACAGCAGCAGCAGCAGCAGGUGGCAGCCUGUGAGGGCCGGGCCUUUGACAACGAGCAGGACGGCGUCACCUACAGCUACUCCUUCUUCCACUUCUGCCUGGUGCUGGCCUCACUGCACAUCAUGAUGACACUCACCAACUGGUACAAGCCCGGCGAGACCCGGAAGAUGAUCAGCACGUGGACCGCCGUGUGGGUGAAGAUCUGUGCCAGCUGGGCAGGGCUGCUCCUCUACCUGUGGACCCUGGUAGCCCCACUCCUCCUGCGCGACCGCGACUUCAGUUGAGGCAGCCUCACAGCCUGCCACCUGGUGCCUCCUGCCACCUGGUGCCUCUUGGCUCAGUGACAGCCAACCUGCCCCCUCCCCGCACCAAUCAGCCAGGCUGAGCCCCCACUCCUGCCCCAGCUCCAGGACCUGCCCCUGAGCCGGGCCCUCUAGUCUUAGUGCCUUCAGGGUCCGAGGAGCCCCAUCCGCCUGCCACACACACGCGGCGGAGCUCCCUCUUCCUUCCCCUCCCCCCUGUUGCCCAUACUCAGCGUCUUGGGAUGAAAGGGCUCCGUUGUCCUCAGGCUGCGUGGGAGCCGGGCUGCUGGAGACAGCCACUCAGAGCCGCUGGAGGGCAGAGAGCUCCCACCACAGUGAGACAUCUGGCACUGAGGCCAUGGUGUUCCUGGUCACAUCCCCCAGGGGACCCUGUCCCCUUCCUGGACUUUGUGCCUUACUGUGUCUCUAAGACUUUGUCUAAUAAACAAGCCAGUGCGUGUACCAUG